AUGGCGCCACCUGUUGCUACCGGUAAGCGACGGCGGCCCGCGAGUGCGCUGUUGGCGCCGCCGUGUCGCCGGUCGCGCGUGGACGCCGCGGCGCUUGUGGACCCCACGACGGCAUUGAAGAAGCGGCGACUGGACACGCCAAGUGCAGGAGCUGGUGGACUGGUUCAGUGCCGUUCGACGGUUGACGCAGAGGCGAUAGGGCUCGGGACGAAGCGACGGCGCGGCCGUACCCCACGAAGCAAAGAGGAGGAGGACGAGGAGGAGGAGGAAGAAGAAGAAGCGGAAGAGAAAGAGACAGAGAAAGCGGCGACGACGACCAGAGCGACGUGUGAGCAGACGAGAGAAGACGAGACGGGUGUCGACGUGGUCGGAGGCGAGUUGAAGCGACGUCGCGUGGACGGAGACGAGCGCAGUGCGGGGCGUUUGCUGCCUGCGCUCGAGGCACGGGUUGGUCUAUUGGUCACUAAACAGAGGGAGUCGCCCUCGUGUGGGCGUCUGGCACGGACCCAUCAACGCACGAUUACAAGCGACGAAGAAAAAGACGAGGACAAUACGGACAAUACGGACAAUACGGACAAUACGGACAAUACGGGCAAUACGGACAAUACGGACAAUACGGACAAUAAGGACAAUACGGACAAUAAGGACAAGGGCGACACGGACGUUCGGGUCGGGGCUGGGACAUCGAGUCGAGAAGUGGACGCCGUGCGGCGUCUGGACGACAGGAGAGACGACGCUGCAAGUCACGGGACUGUUGAUGGCGGUCCGUCCGUGCGGCCGAGCGACGUGGCGCUGGUCGGGGGUGGGACCCCGAAACGACCCGACGACUGUGAGAAUGUCGCCACUGGGGACGAGCAGACCGCGCGCGUGCACCACCGGACGUCGCUCCGGUCGGUGCAAGUGACGCCGCCGCCGUCGACGCGGAUGUUGGACCGGAAGAACCCGCCGCCGCCGCCACGGAGACCCAAGCGGCGCCAUUACGGCGGCAUUGUCUACGCGCGGACGUACCCGCGCUUGGCGCUGUCGCCACUGGUCGACGACUCGCCGCCGACGUCGCCGCGUGUGUUUCGUUCGCUGGAAAACGAGUUUGCGUUUGCAAUGCAGGACACGCCCGAGAUCCGGCCUCGAGUUCGGCCAGCGCCGCGGAUGGCCCGGGGGUCCCGACGGUCCACGCGCGCUGGGGCCUCGCGCGCGCAUCGGUCGUUGGCCACGCCCACGUCGACAAUGGUCUUGCGGUCCCGACAGCUGAACCCGAGCUCGAGUGCAGACGGGGGCAAGCCCGAGAACCAGCGCGAGCGCGAACAACGGGACGCGCAACGCCGACAAUGA
This is a messenger RNA of Hyaloperonospora brassicae, 1329 nucleotides long. The record is from the annotation of a GenBank genome assembly. Lineage: Eukaryota; Oomycota; Peronosporomycetes; Peronosporales; Peronosporaceae.